CUUCCCUCUUCAGCCUCUCCUUUUCAUGAGAAACUACUGAACGUGGAAGAAAGGCUCCACAUUUCCAUAGUCAUGGCACUCUUUUCUUCCCUCACACCAGUAUUUAUAGCCAUUAUAUGUGUUUUGAUUGGGGUAAUAAUGAAGAAGACAAAUGGAGAGAAGGAAAAACGCGACACUAAAAGCAAGCAUCCAUCUCGCCCGUGGGUGGAUGAAGAUUUAAAAGAUGGCACUGACCAUCCCUUAGAAGAAGAAGAGGGUGAGGAAGAGUGGCAAGGACUUGAAGAAAAUGUUGCCCAUGUCCCCUUCGCUGGCGAGCGCUACUCUGAGGCUGAAAUGAUCAAGAGGUCACAGACAUUCUAUGAGCUUCUAAAUAAGAGACGGUCUGUCAGGUUUCUCAGUGAUGAGCCGGUCCCCAGGGAGGUCAUUGAUAAUGUCAUCAGAACAGCAGGUACUUCACCUAGUGGAGCUCACACUGAGCCCUGGACCUUUGUGGUGGUGCAAGAUCCGUAUUUAAAACAUAAGAUUCGUGAAAUUGUAGAAGAAGAAGAGGAAAUCAACUACAAAAAAAGGAUGGGAGACAGAUGGGUAAAUGACCUGAAAAGAUUGAGAACAAAUUGGAUCAAAGAGUACUUGGACACUGCUCCGUAUCUGAUCCUCAUUUUCAAGCAGGUGUAUGGGCGGCUUCCAAAUGGCAAAAAGAAGACCCACUACUACAAUGAAAUCAGUGUUUCCAUUGCCUGUGGUAUCCUGCUUGCUGCACUGCAGAACGCAGGUCUGUACACAGUGACCUCCACCCCGCUGAACUGCGGCCCCCAGCUGCGGGUGCUGCUCCAGCGGCCAGCGAACGAGAAGCUCCUGCUGCUGCUCCCCGUUGGCUAUCCCAGGAAAGAUGCCACCGUGCCUGCGCUGACACGGAAGCCGCUGGAAGACAUCAUGGUGGUGAUGUGAGCCCAGAGCCAGGGCAAGGAGAGCAACCCUGCUGACAGCUGAAGUUGUCACUGCUGUUUCUGUGCAUCGUCCCCCUAUGUUGCUGUUGCUCUCGCUGUUUACACCUUUAUUUCUUUUUGUGCUCAUAAUCCUAUAACAGCAGUGAGCAGUCAGGCACUGUGCCUUGGACAGCUGCUGUUACUUGUCUGACCAGGGUGUUGUUGCAGGGGAUAUGUACAAUGGCAUUUAAAUGAUCUCAUCACUUGAUUUUUCUCAUGCAUUUUGGGGACGAAUCUCCUCUUGACCUGGAAUAUAUAUUUUCUUUAUACUUUUGUGAUUGCCAUAACACAGUUAUUUUAAGAAUUUUAAUGAAGGUUGUAUUAAAAGAUACAAAGAGGUCAAA
This is a messenger RNA of Melospiza melodia melodia, 1330 nucleotides long. RefSeq names its product iodotyrosine deiodinase (gene IYD). Bases 73 to 948 code for a protein of 291 amino acids. NCBI's taxonomy places the organism in Eukaryota, Metazoa, Chordata, Aves, Passeriformes, Passerellidae. Gene Ontology annotation, molecular function: oxidoreductase activity. The transcript is spliced from 5 exons. Gene Ontology annotation, cellular component: plasma membrane. The record is from RefSeq and is a predicted model, not a curated record.